This is a messenger RNA of Coffea arabica (coffee), 2548 nucleotides long. Lineage: Eukaryota; Viridiplantae; Streptophyta; Magnoliopsida; Gentianales; Rubiaceae. The record is from RefSeq and is a predicted model, not a curated record.
AGAACUAGUUGUUCAAUUACAUGGCUUUUGCGUGGUUGAGAUUCCUAUUGAUAGUGUUUCUAGUUUCUUUUGUUUUCAGGAUCAGGGAAGGAUCAUUCAAGUGGAGAUACGAACAGUAGGGAUAAUGAUUUAGCGGAGUAUCAAUCUCCUUGCAGGUGUCCUUUUUGCAGCAUACUGGUUGUAUGCAGAAAAGAGGUUAACCUGUUUGUGAUAGACCAAACCAGGAUACAAGUUGUUUACUGCCCAUCCUUCUGGAAUCAAAUAAUGUUUCUUCUGUCAGAUGCUGCACUUGCGCAGCUUAUUGCAGAAGUUGGAACAUUGCCUUUUUUUCCAGAAUGAAUAUGCUUUUGAGAACACAAAACUGUGCUGGGAUUCUUUUGGCACAAGUAAAUACCUAUAAAUGCUACAGGUGUUUGUACAGCUUUGUGGCCAUGCAGCUUAAAGAAGUUCAUGAAGGAGGCUGUGUUCUAGUGUCAGAAAUGACUUACGACUGGAGGUCCAAACCAAAGAAAUUCAGAUACAAGUUCCAGCAGUGUAUUGUUUCUCAGUAUUUCAUUAAGGAUGUUAGAUUGGAAGAUUUCUUCUUCAACAUUAUGUUAGAACUUAAUUUGCAUGAACUUUCUAUCCUGUUAAUGUUAGCCAUAUAUUCUGCGAACUUUCUCCUGAAAACUCCAUAUUUUCUGAUGGAGUUUACUCGUCUAAGUCUAAACUGAAGCCCUUCAUCUGAUAUUCCUUUUGCUGGCUGCAAGGUAUUGAUAAUUUGGUAUGUCCAUGCAGGGUUUGAACCAUUUUCAGAACAAUAGCUGGCGUGGCAGCUUCUUGUGACUAUAAAAUCUCUCUCUCUCUCAACAACUCCCCCCCCCCCGGGGGGUCUAAUACUUGGUGUGACUUUUUGAAGAAUCUCUCUCCACAUUCUCAAUCUUCUUUAUGUAAUGUGAUAUUUGGUGCGAGAUUUUGUAAUUCAACUUUAUACCAAUAUACUUUUGUCCCUUGCGUCUUGUGGACAACUAUUCAGGUUUCUCAAGUGCUACAACCUUGAAAUGUUUUUGUCUUACUGCUGCAGGUGUUCAAGCUGCCACGUUUAUCUCCUAUCAUCCUUUCCAAUUCCAAACCAAGAAAGAAAAAGAGAUUUCAUUAAGCAAAUUUCAUCUGUUCGAUUUAUUGAAGAGUGCCAGCUUUUGUUUGAUCUAUGUUAGGUCGACCUGAUUUGCCCCAUCUGCAGUAUGCCCCAUAAGAGAUUUCCUGAUGAGAUGGAUUUCCUCUGUGGAAUUUUUUCCGUAUCAUUCACUCUUACAUUGUUAUAUUAUGUUUUUCAGCUUCUGACUGUGUCUGGCAAUGAAUAUGUGGUAAGAUGUCUUUUUGGCUGUCAAAUAAUUAACAAACCUGCUCUUUUGUUUCUGCUUUUUGUUUACUCUGUAUUAUUGAUGGUUAAUUGCAAAAGGAAAUUUUCUAUUUCACAAGGUUAAGGAAUUGUCAGUUUGAUAUUUCACUUAAUACAUAUACUUUUUGUUGAGUGGUUCUUGCACACAUUUCAUGUGCUCAUCAUACAAUUAUGUAAUGUAUACACAUCUCAUCCUGCCAUAAAACUGUAGACAAACUAUCCACAGCUUUACUGUGAGAUUGGGUAUGCUCAACCGCAUUGGGUUCAUAAAGUUGGCUUAGCAUUCUAGUGCAUUGUCUGAAUGGGCUUUGAGAUGGGUUCUAAGCUUGUUGUUUGAGCUUGAGAAGCAUUAUGCAAACAAUUAGAAAGUGUUGCUGAAAUAUAACAGAUUCUUUAGCUUAGUGAGAAGGAUAGCCUUAAUCUGGUUUAGACGUCUUAAUCCAUAUGGAGAUAUUUUCUGUAAUAGCUGUUAUUAGUUUAUAUAUGUGUGUGUGUGUGUGGAAAAAAUGUGGUUUACAGCUGUGGGGCUUCGACCGACUCUCAAAUCAUUGUGAUCUACAGCUAACGGACUUUUUCCAGGGUUCUGAAAACUUGUUUGCAUGAUUUUUUUUUGUUUUUGUUUUGGUUUUGAUUUGUUUGUCUUUCCUUUUUCCUUUUCUGGUUAGGUGCAGUUAUCCAAGGAAAAAGGAGCAUUGCCAUGUUCCUUGGAUAACUGCACCUAACCAGGAGGAAUGAUGUCUGACGGAUAUUUCAUGCGAGCUCUUGUUAUUUUCUGGGAUAAACUCACAGGAUGUCAUUUGAUGUUUUUGUCUAAACCGAGCUAAGACAUUAAAUGGCAAGAGGAUCUAUAUUUCGGCUAGCAGCAGCAUUUCUGUACCAUGUUGUGCUACCUACCUGCCGCACCAUUGAACCAAUUCACCCAUUUUCUAAUGCAGUGAUAAGGAGGAUGCAUUUGGUAUGGGGUUUAUAUGUUGUAUUGUGACAAGUAGCAUACUGAGGGAUGAUGCCUUGUAAUUUUUGAAUUCUCGUAGUUGUGAGGCUGUUUAGCUCAAUUUAACAGUUUUUUUUUUUCUGCUCUUAUAUCGUAUUCACCCCUUUUAUGUGUAAUUUGGUGAGUAAUUUUUGUGUUCUUAUAGUUGAGUUUAGUCUGUGGUUGACUAUUACUCC